Molecule: messenger RNA, 1941 nt
Organism: Colius striatus (speckled mousebird)
Lineage: Eukaryota; Metazoa; Chordata; Aves; Coliiformes; Coliidae
Gene: KRR1
Product: KRR1 small subunit processome component homolog
Exons: 10
Coding region: 273-1424 (383 amino acids)
Cellular component (GO): small-subunit processome; nucleolus
Molecular function (GO): RNA binding
Source: RefSeq, a predicted model, not a curated record
AGCAGAGGCCGGCACUACCCCUCGCUGGGCAGCAGCGCAGCCAGCCCGGGCACACACGCUUCACCUUCACUUCUUUGUGCAUUCAAUCGGCAAAGCCGCUCUCAAAGCCUCAACACCGCCUGCUCACGGACGCCCGUCCGCCCGUCAGCCCUCCGUUCCUCCCUCUCUCCUUUCCGGCCCUCAGCCGCGCCUCCCGCCCCCACAGCGGCUCCCGGCCUACACCGCGGCGCGGCUGCUUCCGGCGCCGGGUGAGCGGCGGAGAGCGCGCAGACAUGGCGGAACCUGCCCCGGCGGCCCCGGCCGCGACGGAGAGCGAAGGGAAACGAAAACGCAAGAACAAAAAGAAAGUGGUUGAAGCCGUUGAUGAAUCUGAACUUCUCACUGUGCCAGAUGGAUGGAAAGAGCCAGCCUUUACAAGAGAGGAUAAUCCUAGAGGGUUGCUGGAAGAAAGCAGUUUCGCAACGUUAUUCCCAAAGUACAGGGAAGCCUACAUAAAAGAGUGCUGGCCACUUGUCCAGAAAGCCUUGAAUGAACAUUAUGUGAGUGCAACGCUGGAUCUAAUUGAAGGAAGCAUGACUGUCACCACCACUAAGAACACCUUCGAUCCAUAUGUAAUCAUCAGGGCUAGAGAUUUAAUAAAACUCCUGGCAAGAAGUGUUCCAUUUGAACAGGCAGUUCGUAUCCUUCAGGAUGAUGUUGCCUGUGACAUCAUUAAAAUAGGUUCUCUGGUGAGGAAGAGAGACACUUUUAUAAAAAGAAGAGGACGGCUUCUUGGGCCAAAAGGGUCUACUCUGAAGGCCCUGGAACUGUUAACAAACUGUUACAUUAUGGUGCAAGGCAACACAGUUUCAGCGCUUGGACCCUUUAGUGGCCUAAAAGAGGUUAGAAAAGUUGUUCUGGACACGAUGAAGAAUAUACAUCCCAUAUAUAACAUUAAGACGUUGAUGAUCAAAAGGGAAUUAGCAAAAGAUCCCGAACUGAGGUCACAAAGUUGGGAAAGAUUUUUGCCGAAGUUCAAGCCGAAGAACUUGAAAAAACGUAAGGAGCCAAAGAAGAAAAACACUAAGAAGGAAUACACACCGUUCCCACCUCCACAGCCAGAAAGCCAGAUUGACAAAGAGUUGGCAAGUGGUGAAUACUUCUUGAAAGAAAGACAGAAGAAACGGAAGCAAGUGGCAGAGAUAAAGGCAAAGCAAGCUGAUGCAGUCAAGAAAAGACAAGAGGAAAGAAAUAAAGCUUUUAUUCCACCAAAGGAAAAGCCAGUUGUGAAAACAAAGAAAGCCUCCACUGAGAAGAAAAUUGAUAUUGAAGUCAUCAAGGAAAAGGUAAAGAUGGCAAAGAAGAAGAAAUUAGGAGCACUUCCUGUGGAAGAAGUCAAGUUAAAAAUGGCAGCAGAUGAAAAGAAAAAAAAGAAAAAGAAGUAAUUCACCACCAGAGAUACUCACUUUCCUCCUAUGUUAAUGGAAAUUUUCACACUUGGAAUAUCUGAGACUUCUUGCUGUCAGUAUAACCUGGACAAGGAAAGACUGGGACAAAUAUCGUUCUCUUUUCCUAAGUGCAGUUUCACCAGUGGACUGAAAGCAGCUGUGCAGAAUUAAUUGCGAAGACUAGUGACAAAAAUCUGCGCUGCUCUAUUGUUUGAGAAAGCAAGAAAGUGUAUUUGGAUAGUAUCCAUCUGCCUGAAGGGAAGGUGUUGUGGUGGAAACAUUUUGGAGUUUGAUGCAGGGUACAUUAAACGUUAGGGUCAGAGAAUUUGCUGGGAGUUUAAGGUAAUUUUUCUGUGAAAGACAACCAGACUAUACCCAGCCUCAGUUACGGCGAUCACUUGUGCAAAGCAGGCAAGGUCUAUUGCUAUAUUAUGCUUUUGUUUCUGUAAAAGCUGAUUAUUUUUGCGUGUUUUGUCUUGGUGGUAAUAAACUAUUUUAAUACUUUGUUCUUAAA